Molecule: messenger RNA, 633 nt
Organism: Peniophora sp. CBMAI 1063
Lineage: Eukaryota; Fungi; Basidiomycota; Agaricomycetes; Russulales; Peniophoraceae
Source: the annotation of a GenBank genome assembly
AUGGCGCAGUCGACCUCUCGCUUCACAUCGCGCCGAGACCUUAACGGCCUUAACGUUGAUUACGCGCUCCCAUCGGCGAUAGAGAGUCUCCGUCAGGGUUCGUUCGCCAUCCUGUCAGUCUCUGCGACAGUGUCAAGCAUCAUAGCAGGCGCAGAAGCCCAGUUGCUACUCUUCUUCAAAGACACAGAAAGUUAUGCUCCCGGGACGCACCCGACUAUACCGCCUUUACUGGCGGCCCUCGCGUAUGUGGCUUUGCUGUGCAGUAUAAGCUCAACCGUGGGCGCGGCGAUCCUCAGCGCCUUGCUCUCCGAGCUGCCGCUGCGUUCGGCCGAACAAGGCAGGGCCGCCGGGAUUCGUAGAUUGCGGCCCGAGGGACACGGUGAUAUGAUGUUUGGGCACCGCUACCGCAUGAGGAGCGGAUGGCGACUCAUCCUGGUUUAUUGGCUGCUCAACUCACUCAUCUCAUUCUUCUGUACGGUAGCGUCCACCGCCAUUUACUGCGCAAGUCAGGAGCCACCAGCAACGCGCAUCGUCGUUCCCAUCGUGGCUGUCCUGGCCGCUUCGCCACUGUUAUGGUUCGCGUUCGUCUGUGCGUCGUCGGGACGAUCACGUAGAGGGCGUAGUUGGAGUUAG